Molecule: messenger RNA, 1584 nt
Organism: Eucalyptus grandis
Lineage: Eukaryota; Viridiplantae; Streptophyta; Magnoliopsida; Myrtales; Myrtaceae
Product: beta-glucosidase 11
Biological process (GO): carbohydrate metabolic process
Molecular function (GO): beta-glucosidase activity
Source: RefSeq, a predicted model, not a curated record
UGCCCUUGGUGAUGUGUGACUGUGAUCUCCGAAAGAUACAGGACAGAGAAGAUGAUGGAGAAAUUGGGUAUCUUGUUGCAGCUUUUGGCGUUGGGUCGGGUGAUAGCAGAGGCCGUCUGCGGUGCUGAUGAGUUCAACAGAUGUCACUUCCCUCCUGACUUUGUGUUUGGUGCAGGCACUUCAGCUUAUCAGGUCGAUGGAGCAGCACAUGAAGAUGGGAGGACUCCGAGUAUAUUGGAUACCUGGACCCACUCUGACUCAGGCGGAGCCAAUGGAGAUAUCGCCUGUGAUCAAUAUCGCAAAUACAAGGAAGAUGUCCAACUCAUGGCAGAGAUGGGCUUAGACGCGUACCGGUUUUCCAUCUCAUGGUCGAGGCUCAUUCCAAAUGGGAGAGGCUCGGUGAAUCAGAAGGGAUUGCAAUACUACAACAACCUCAUCAAUGAACUAGUAAGCCAUAGGAUUCAACCGCAGGUGAAACUACACCAUUUUGAUCUGCCACAGGCUCUUGAAUAUGAGUAUGGAGGAUGGAUAAGUCGAAAUAUUGUGAAAGAUUUUGUGGAAUAUGCAGAUGUAUGUUUCAGAAUGUUCGGGGACAGAGUUAAAUACUGGACAACCUUCAACGAGGCCAAUAUUUUCUCGAUGGUUGGUUAUGACCUUGGAUUGCUACCGCCAAAUCAUUGUUCUUCUCCAUUUGGAUACUUCAACUGCACCAGAGGAGAUUUGUCGUCAGAACCAUACUUGGCAGCUCACAAUAUCUUAUUGUCACACGCAUCGGCUGCUAGACUGUAUCAGAAAAAAUACCAGUAAAACGUACAGAAGGGAUACAUAGGGCUCAACCUUCUGAGUUUCAACUUUGUUCCCGUCACAAACAAAACAGAAGAUGUCAUUGCAGCUCAAAGGGCCAAUGACUUUCUCGUGGGUUGGUUUGUGGAACCGCUGGUGCGUGGGGACUAUCCUGAGGUGAUGAAGAAGAAUGCAGGAUCAAGACUUCCUUCCUUCACUGCUCGCGAAUCUCAAAGAGUCAAGAGUUCAUUUGAUUUCUUUGCAGUCAAUUUCUACAUCGCUACAUAUGUCAAAGACGAUCCAGAAAUCCUGAACAUUGAACCGAGGGACUUUAAGGCAGACAUGGCCAAGAACGUGAAAUUGCUGAAGCAUUCUUUUCAGUUUCAACUUACUCCAUGGGGUCUGCAAGGAGUGCUGGAAUUAUUCAUGCAAAAUUAUGGAAACCCUCCCAUUUUCAUCCAUGAAAACGGUCUGAGGAUGCAGCGAAACGCAUCACUUGAAAACUGGCCGAGAAUUCAAUGUUUGCAAGAGCACAUCGGUGUCCUGCUGGAUUCAGUAAGGAAUGGCUCGAAUGCGAAAGGCUACUUCACAUGCUCCCUCCUUGAUGUGUUCGAGCUGUUGGAUGGGUACCAGUCGGGCUACGGGCUGUACUACGUGGACUUGGACGACCCCGAAUUGAGAAGGUACCGGAAGCUCUCGGCCGACUGGAACUCGCGCUUCCUGAAGGGAGGGAGCAUUGGUCUGGAUGGCGGCAUCGAGCUCGAGGGCAGUCGGUCCUCCUCUCUUCUGCUCAAGCCAUGA